GCUGAAGUCUCCGGCGGGCACUUGGGGGCGGGCUGGGGGCUGGCCUUCCGGGAAAAGUGCUCGCAGGAGAGAAGGUCACAAGUAGAUAAAGUUGAAAGUUUCCGUAAAGGGACAUACGAGGAUCCUGAAAAGUCCUAGGGCCUCUUAUUCCUUGCUGCUCAAGAAAUGUCUUCACUUUCAGAAUAUGCCUUGCGCAUGAGUCGUCUGAGUGCCCGGCUAUUCGGUGAGGUUGCCAGGCCUACUGAUUCCAAAUCCAUGAAAGUGGUGAAGCUGUUCAGUGAGCAGCCUUUGGCCAAGAGGAAGGAGACUUAUGACUGGUAUCCAAAUCACAACACUUACUUUGCACUCAUGGGGAUACUACGUUUUCUUGGCCUCUACAGAGACGAACAUCAGGACUUUAAGGAUGAGCAGCUGCGUCUAAAGAAACUUCGUGGAAAGGAGAAGCCAAGGAAAGGAGAAGGGAAAAGAGCAGCGAAAAAGAAAUAGUGCUGGUCCAUCAGGGGAGGACUUCUCUCUCAGCAGCUGAAAGUAGGAGGAAGUGUAUUUACGGUCUGUCCACAUCCUGGAGGAGUGUCAGCUUCCCAGGUUGAAGACUGUUUGGAGGAACACCAUCAUCUCUGCUUUGAAAUCUAACCCAGUGAAUUGUGACUGGUUUCAUUGUAAUUCUGCAAAAUUAUCUGCCUUGGUUCUGUAAUCUGAGGUUUACCUUAUUCCUCAAAGAAAUGGAAUGCCUGAC
This is a messenger RNA of Budorcas taxicolor (takin), 736 nucleotides long. It is a transcript of the gene MRPS33, whose product is annotated as mitochondrial ribosomal protein S33. NCBI's taxonomy places the organism in Eukaryota, Metazoa, Chordata, Mammalia, Artiodactyla, Bovidae. Gene Ontology annotation, cellular component: mitochondrion. The transcript has 4 exons. The record is from RefSeq and is a predicted model, not a curated record. The coding region runs from base 166 to 486 and encodes 106 amino acids.